UCCACGGCCCCCUCAAUGGGCGGGGCCGGGCCGGGCGGGGCUAUAAAGGCCCGGGACCUGUGUCAGGGCAACCCUCCCCAGUCAGCGAGCAGCAGGACCCUCUUGAAGCCGAGCAUCUGGAUCGAUUCUCCCCGCUUCACUUCCGAGGACACCAUGGGCAAGGAGAAGACCCAUAUCAACAUCGUGGUCAUCGGCCACGUGGACUCGGGCAAGUCGACCACCACCGGCCACCUCAUCUACAAGUGCGGGGGCAUCGACAAGCGGACGAUCGAGAAGUUCGAGAAAGAGGCGGCCGAGAUGGGCAAGGGCUCCUUUAAGUACGCCUGGGUGCUGGACAAGCUGAAGGCGGAGCGGGAGCGGGGCAUCACCAUCGACAUCUCCCUGUGGAAGUUCGAGACGAGCCGUUACUACAUCACCAUCAUCGACGCGCCCGGACACCGCGACUUCAUCAAGAACAUGAUCACAGGAACCUCCCAGGCGGACUGCGCGGUGCUGAUCGUGGCUGGCGGCGUGGGCGAGUUUGAAGCCGGCAUCUCCAGCAACGGGCAGACCCGGGAGCACGCCCUGCUGGCCUACACCCUGGGCGUGAAGCAGCUCAUCGUGGGGGUCAACAAGAUGGACUCCACCGAGCCCCCCUACAGCGCCCGGCGCUUCCAGGAGAUCUCCAAGGAAGUCGGCGCCUACAUCAAGAAGAUCGGCUACAACCCCGCCGCCGUGGCCUUCGUGCCCAUCUCGGGCUGGCACGGGGACAACAUGCUGGAGGCCAGCGCCCACAUGCCUUGGUUCAAGGGCUGGAAGGUGGAGAGGAAGGAGGGCAAUGCCAGCGGUGUCACCCUGCUCGAGGCGCUCGACGCCAUCAUCCCCCCGUCCCGUCCCGUCAACAAGCCCCUCCGCCUGCCGCUUCAGGACGUCUACAAGAUCGGCGGCAUCGGCACCGUGCCCGUGGGCCGGGUGGAGACGGGCUGCCUGAAGGCGGGCAUGGUGGUCACCUUCGCGCCCAGCAACGUCACCACGGAGGUGAAGUCGGUGGAGAUGCACCACGAGGCCCUGGCCGAGGCGCUGCCCGGGGACAACGUGGGCUUCAACGUGAAGAACGUGUCGGUGAAGGACAUUCGCCGCGGGAACGUGGCCGGCGACAGCAAGAACGACCCCCCCAUGGAGGCGGGCAGCUUCCUGGCCCAGGUGAUCAUCCUCAACCACCCGGGCCAGAUCCAGGCCGGCUACGCCCCGGUGCUGGACUGCCACACCGCCCACAUCGCCUGCAAGUUCGCCGAGCUCAAGGAGAAGAUCGACCGCCGCUCGGGCAAGAAGCUGGAGGACAACCCCAAGGCGCUCAAGUCCGGGGACGCCGCCCUGGUGCACAUGGUCCCCGGCAAGGCCAUGUGCGUGGAGACCUUCUCCGAGUUCCCUCCUCUAGGCCGCUUCGCCGUGCGGGACAUGCGGCAGACCGUGGCCGUGGGGGUCAUUAAGUCGGUGGAGAAGAAGGCGGCCACCGCGGGCAAAGUGACCAAGUCUGCGGUGAAGGCCAGCAAGAAAUGAAGGGCCGCGAACCUCUCCCGCAAGGCUGGUGGCGGUCGGUGUGGGGCCGUCUGGGAAUAAAAUGGAACCAACCCUUCUUGCUGUCGUUUGGUCUAGUCAGAUUAUUCAGUGCUUCCUAGGGGCAGAGCAUUGUACUGAGCCCCACGGUCGGUCCGUUCCACAUAAGAGUAAGGUUUCUUUUUUUAA
Molecule: messenger RNA, 1725 nt
Organism: Ornithorhynchus anatinus (platypus)
Lineage: Eukaryota; Metazoa; Chordata; Mammalia; Monotremata; Ornithorhynchidae
Product: elongation factor 1-alpha, oocyte form-like
Exons: 8
Coding region: 16-1539 (507 amino acids)
Biological process (GO): translational elongation; translation
Molecular function (GO): translation elongation factor activity; GTPase activity; GTP binding
Source: RefSeq, a predicted model, not a curated record